This is a messenger RNA of Lolium perenne, 2242 nucleotides long. The record is from RefSeq and is a predicted model, not a curated record. Lineage: Eukaryota; Viridiplantae; Streptophyta; Magnoliopsida; Poales; Poaceae.
UCCUCGCAGGAGCCAGGCGCCGAGUCGCAGCCGCACCACUAUUCCUUUGCCUCGAGCGCGCGAAAUAAGGAGCGAGGCCGCGCGAAGACCCUAGCGGCAACCCGGCGACGGCGCAAUCGAGCGAAACCCUAUCUUCACCGGUGCCUCCUCUCGUCCCGGCCUACGAUCCCCAACCGGCCGUGCUUGCUUUCAUCUGGCAAAUAGACACUGAAACUAGAAUCCACGCCUGUUCUUCAGCAAUGGAGAUAGUGAAUGAAAAGAAGGCAACUGAAGCUGCUUAUGGUGAAGAUAAUCGUCAAGCUAAGGAUGUAUCAAACAUGGAAGCAAUUGAUCCUUCGAAUCCUCCCUAUCCUCCUUGUGCACCUGGUCCUUGUAAAGAUUUUACUAGCCAUAUCAAAUUAAUCAAGGAGUGGAUGGAUCGAAAACAGGCUUUUCUUGCUGCCUACAGAGCAACUCAUACAAUCAUCCCAGAUCGUACUCAUGAGAUGGCAAAUGAUGCCUUCUUCGAUAAAUUACCCCGCCUGGCGUCCAUCCUGGAAAAAGAUAGUGUCAAGCUUUUCCUCAACUUAUUCGAGAAUGACAGAGUGGGUUUGGCUUGGGGUUUCGUCAUAACCCCACAGACUUUCAAUCAGAUGAUUGUGCAAAAUGCCCUGCGAUGUGCCAAAGUUGCCUUGGAGGGCAAGGCUCCUGAGCUCGAUGGAUACCGUGCCAAUCCCAACUACAUGAACCAAAGUGGGUACUUUCCCCUCCACCAAGCUGCUGAAAUGUUCUCUACUGACAUGAUCAAAUUGCUCUUCCACUAUGGCGCAUUGGCCAAUUUGCGCACGGUUGGCCCUGAAGUCAUCGAGGGCCUACUCCCACUACAUGUUGCAGUUCAGAACGCUUGCCUGCAUAAGUUUCUUGAGGACAAUCUGUUACCUGACAAAGAGAAUAGAGACUAUGUCUACAGGCUCAUUCAACUGCUGUGCUUGCCUGAAAUGAAGAUCUUCUUGGAUACAACCAGACUGAUUGCAGAAAGAACAGAUGAUCUACUUGCUGAGCUCUGGAUAUACAUAAAGGAUGGAAAGCUUGCCGAAACAGCAGUUUUGCUCCUGGCGGCUCAAAAAAAGAUCCGCACGGGAUCUUCGUUCAAGGCAAAUGGCAAUUCUGUGACAGAUGGAGAUGGGUUUUUUAUUAUAUCUAAGCUAUGUGCAGAUGAUAUUCUUGCCUUAGAUUCGGAAAUUUCUCAAAAAAAAGCUGGAAAUAAGCGGCUGAAGGCGGAGAAAAAGCUUAAACGUAUGUCAUGGGUCCUUGUUAAUGCAAUUAAUGAAGCUGGUGAAGCUCUUGAUUCUUAUAUCCGGGCGCACCCAGAGGUGACCAGUGCCAUGCAGGUGUCCCAUGUCCAUGUCCUUGAACGUGUCUCAUCAAUUCUCAAGAACCAUGGUGUAUUUCCUACUGGAGAAUGCAUCAACACUGGAAACCUCUGCCCCUAUGAGCAACAAUUGUCCAGAUCUUCCAAUGGAGAGCUACCUGUCAAAGAUGAUGUGCAUGGUACAGUCGAGAAGGCUGCCAGAAAGAAACGACCUAAAGGAUGGGAGCUCGAAUAUACAAGGAGAAGCUUCUUCCCAUAUUGGAAAUCAGUGUUAUCCCAGCUGCAGGAUAUGUCUCCCAUGAUAAAGUUGCAAACCAUUCAAGAGACCGAGGAAAAUUGGAAUAGAUCAGUGGCUGAAAGAUCCUCUCCAAUUUCAAAUAACAAUCUUGGAUUGUUGGGAAGAAUUCCACAGUUAACAAGUAAUCAGCAAUCCAGAAGGCUGUUCGGUACCACUGCAUCAAUAGUCUUGAAACUCUUAAAGCAUGCUUGAGUUGAGAGGUAAUUUCAUCGGUACGAGGCGGCUGAAUUUACUAGUGCUUUGUGUUUCGCAAACCAUGCUGGGCAUCACUAUCAGUAUGGUGCCGUUCCGUCGCCAACAUUCUCUGUAAACCCUUAAAGAAUGUGGAGAGAAAAGAACAUGCAAAAGCUAGAUCCAACAGCCGAAGCACCCAGCUCUGCACUAUGCUAAAGAGAUCGCACACAAGCACAUGGAUGGUGGCCAUUGCCACUUGCUGCUCCAAACAUGGAGCAUGAAUUUGCUCAAAGAAGUUGCAGUUUCAGAAAAGUUCACCUGGCUAACUCCUGAAUCAUAAUGGCAGUUCAGUUCCUAAUACGAUUUCUACGGUUCUACCACCACACUUGAUCAACUACUCGUACUUUACCUGUCCUUUA